Molecule: messenger RNA, 2550 nt
Organism: Didymella exigua CBS 183.55
Lineage: Eukaryota; Fungi; Ascomycota; Dothideomycetes; Pleosporales; Didymellaceae
Exons: 4
Coding region: 185-2281 (698 amino acids)
Biological process (GO): DNA-templated transcription; regulation of DNA-templated transcription
Cellular component (GO): nucleus
Molecular function (GO): DNA binding; DNA-binding transcription factor activity, RNA polymerase II-specific; zinc ion binding
Source: RefSeq, a predicted model, not a curated record
GUUGAUCACCCACGCUCAACGAUGAUGAGGUAAGGUGAGGUGCAAGAGGCCGAAGCCGUGUGUAAACGGCCGUAGCGCGUCUGCACGGGAUGGCAGCGGCAGGGCAGCGGCAGCAGCAGUCGACGGCAUCAACACGCUCUCCCCAUCCGGAUCCAUCGAUUGCGCACAGCGACUGCGCGCCCCGAUGAGGAACCCCGUGGCCUGUGUCUCGUGCCGCAGCGCAAAGCAAAAGUGCAUCCACAACGACGCGCCGCCGUGCGAUCGCUGCCGGCAGAGCGGCCGCGCAGCGCUGUGCGAGUUCCCAGCGCCAGGCACCUCAGCAAUCCACCGCAGGCCAAAACGCCCACGGCCGUCCGAGGCUUCAGAGACGCCCGGCGCGACUCCGCCGGGCGUCUCAAGCGCGCCAGCAGCCGCAGUGCCUCGUGACGGCCGCAAUGACGCGCGCAUGCCGAGUCCCACUCGUGCCGCGCCGCCGCUGAGCCCGCGAGCGGCAUCUGCGCUGCUCGCCGGGCUAGACCCGUUCGACCUGGUGACGGACGAGGUCAAGACCAGCUACCUGCGCUGCUCGUACAAGUGGAGCUUCCACCACGCCCCAACGCUGCUGCGGCGCCUCCGCGACCGCACCCUCGCGCCGUACCUCGCGUGGGCGCUGCUGGCGCUGGCCGUGAGAUUCGUGAAAGACGCGCCCGACGGCUUCGGCUCGCAGACCGAUGCCAGCAAUGCCUACGCCGCCCGCGCCCGUCAGCUCCUCCAGGGCGACCUCGAGACGCCGAGCAUCAGCCGCGUCCAGGCCCUGCUGAUGCUUACGGGGCACGACUGGGGCGCCGGCAACGGACGCCGCGCGUGGAUCUACCUGGGCAUGGCCAUCCGCCUGGUCGAGGUCAUGGACCUGACACAGGAGCUGAAGACGCCGAAGAACCGUAUGCCGACGCGCGACGAGUUCAUCGACGCCGAGGUGCGCCGGCGGACCGCGUGGACCUGCUUCCUGAUGGACUCGCUGCUGAGUGGAGGCAAGGGGCGCAAGAGGUCUCUGAACGCCGCCGACAUGGCCAUCCAGCUGCCCUGCGAGAAGGACGCCUUCGUCUUCGGCGAGCCGACCUGCACACAGCGGCUCGACGGCAGCCUUCACAUGCCAUCGAUUGCCCUGCCCACGGGCGACAUUGGCAUCAUUGGGUACAGCAUGCGCGUGGCCAACAUCUGGGGCAAGGUCGCGCGCUGGGCGUGCACCGACGACUUCAAGACGGAGCUCCCUUGGUCGCCCUCAUCACAGUUUCAGCAGCUGGUCCACGAGCUGGAGCGCUGGAAGAGCGACCUGCCGCAGCGCUCACGAUACGACCUCUUCUCCCUGCACAGCCACAACGCGGUCGAGCAGGGCCAGGCAUACUGCUACAUGCAUAGCAUCUACUUCAUGAGCUACAUGUUCCUGCACCGCGCCUACCUGCCCGUGCUCGGCCCCCAGCAGAACGGCACAGCGGGCGAAGAGACGCCGAACUCAUACAACACCCACACUGACACGUGGAAGAGCUGGCAGAAGACGUCGCGGCGAGAGCUGUUCAAGGAAGCAACCAUGGUGCUGGAGAUGCUUGAAGAGAUGCGCACGUUCGGCGUCUUCUUCCUGCGGGGUCUAGUGCCGUGGAUUGGCUUCACCAUCUACACAGCAGUCGGCGUCAUGCUGUAUUCAUUCAGCUUUCCCAGCGGCGAGGACGACCCAAAGAUUGUCGAGAGGGCGCGCGAGAGGGUCAUUCAAGGCUGCACUUUCUUGAAGGAGAUGAAGACACAAUGGCCAAUGGCAGCGACAUGGUUCGAGACGAUCAAGCGCAUGCAAGCCUACUAUCGCUCCGUGCUGGGACAAGACCCUCCUGCUUUGCCUGAAGAGCGCAAAGCACUGAGAAGGGCGAUGAUCGACUACGGCGCCCUCCAGCCCUCGCCGGUGCAGAAGCCGCCUGAGGGCAACAAGGGUUCUGACACGACCAUUGUCCAGACCGUCAUCUCGCCGCCACCGCAAGAGAACAAGUUCCUCGACGUUACAAUGGGUCCUAUUGAACCUAUGUUAACACCACCCACGGCCACGCCGACUUCGAACGGCUUUCAAAGCAAUGCACGCUCGUGGAAAAUGCCCAAUGUGGCACCUCUGGAGCUCGAUGAGACGUUUAGCUUCGAAGAGUUUGAUUUGAGCAAUGCGGACAUGGAAGAAAUCAUGAUGAACGCAACGCAUGACUUCUGGGCCAGCUUUCCGGGCGAAGUGGGCGUUGGCUAUGGGAAUGACUAUGCGAGCAGCUAGUUACUUUUUGCAACUGUACAACUUGUAUUCUUACUCCACGCAGCUCACACAGUCACAUCUUGUGCCGUCGGCAGCCGGCAUCCUCACGAGUCAGACUAGUGCCAAUCAGCGUCUGCCCCGACCCACACCCUCGGCUAUAACCCCAUAACCCCAAUACUCACCCCACUGCACUAGGUAACAAACCGUCGGGAACCCCUGCAGACGAGAUUCAUCUUCGAAGUGUUCAUUUACGACGUUACUGUUGCAGUUUGAUUGACUGAUCGAAAAAG